Perkinsus marinus ATCC 50983 is the source of this 244-nucleotide messenger RNA. RefSeq lists its product as hypothetical. Lineage: Eukaryota; Perkinsozoa; Perkinsida; Perkinsidae. The annotation marks the transcript as partial. The record is from RefSeq and is a predicted model, not a curated record. The transcript has a single exon.
UCCUCACUCCGGUCCAUCUUGAGACCAUUGCUAGAAUUGUGGCGGAACGGGAGGCUGAUAGUUAUAAAUCCCACAUGCAUGAUUUGCUACGGGCGAGUUUCGAUGCUACUAUCUGGGUUGACAACGAUCUGCGGGUCGUCGGGGAUUCCGAUCCGAGGCUGGACUACGUCUUCUUGACGCCGAUGUGUGGUAAAUCUCUGCUGGACUUUGUGGAGGAUGAGAGUGAACGCGAACGGUUCGAAGC